GCGGUCCGUGCCUUUUCUCUUGAGACCUGGCACAAAAAAAAAGAAAAAGAAAAGCUGUUCCUCUUAGUCGUCAUGAGCCUGACUCCCACUCAGUCCAUAUUGGUCGUUGUGUCAUCUGACAAUGGAAAACAAUAUACCACCGUAUUACCACAGCAUUUCGGAUCCUGAUUCAUCCGUGCCUCCAUCAUCUGACUGGUUCUGGGGUACGGUGCCUGUUAGUCCUGGUAGCUUCCCACCGACGAGCUUUAAUCCAUACGCCAUACCGCCAUACCCAGACAGAAAUGGAUUCCCCACUCAGCAGUCGUCUAGAUCGUCCUCAUCGCGAGACAUUCCUAAGGUGGCCAUCCCUCGGACUACGAUUGUCAAUAGUCACUCCCAGCGUCGCCGAUCCGCACGUGCUUGCGAGCCUUGCCGACAGCGGAAGAUUAAGUGUGAUGGGAACAAGCCGGCGUGUAGGCAAUGUGUGGAGCACAAUGUGAGCUGUUCUUAUCUGGAUGUGAAACGAGUUCGAGACCAGAAACAGCUAGGGGUGUUAGCGAGGAAGGUGCAGCGGUAUGAGAAGCUAUUGGAAGACAUUGAGUCGGAACUUGACGGCGUCCUCGCAAGGCGGAUCAGGAGGAGUCUACAGGGGUCAGAAUCUUCUGCAGAUGAUGACUCCGAUUCCGGCGACGAGACGUCAUCGAUUGGAUCUCUGGACGAGAUUGACCUGAUCGAUGAGGAUCUGAACCGGAACGAGAAGUCGAUAGCCACAGGAUUCUUUGGCAAAAAUUCCGAAAUCUUCUGGAUGCAGAGGCUAGAGGAUGAAGCUGAAGGUCGUAGCCGAUGUCUCGAUGACUCAGGUAUGGCGUUGCACCAAGCUACUUCUAUACAGGAGCCGAAGCAUGACGGCCCCUCUAUAACAGUGAGUUAUCAUCUUGAUGACCUCCAUCUACCAUUGCUGGACUCCGUGGAUGCGUAUGCGCUGCCGUCCAAGGAGCUAGCAGACCAGUUCUUCAAUGCGUUUAUGGAAUCCGUGCAUCCGGCGUUUAUGGUCAUCCGAAGGAGCAUCUUCACUGCACAGUAUCGCCAAUUCUUUAGCCAGCCGUCAAACCCACCACGGCGAUGGCUGGCUAUAUUGAAUAUGAUCUUCGCUAUCGGUUGUCGAUAUUGCCAACUCGUAGAUCAUGCAGGGGCUGGGGACUUAGACGAUCUGCUAUACCUGAAUCGAGCUAGGAAAUUGGCUUUGAGCGGAAACGUGCUCUUUGAACAUGCAGAUUUACAGCAAAUCCAGGUGGAGUUCCUGGUAGCUUUGUACCUGCUGUCAAUGGGCCAAGUCAAUAGAUCCUUCAAAUUCUCGAGCACGGCACUUCGGUCAGCUUUAUCACUUGGGAUCAACCUUCGCUUAGUGGAUGAUCGGACACACUUUACGUCAAAAGAGGCACGAAGCCGCCUGUGGUGGUCUAUAUUUCUUCUCGAGCAUCAACUUACCUCCGUUACGGGGCGAGUCUCCUGCGUUGGUGAGAGCCUGAGCUCCGCACCACUGCCAGUACCAUUUGAAGAGGAUGCUUUCAGUAGACCUGCAGUCCUUCGUCUCUUCCAGGAUCCAUCCAUGCGUGAAAGCCAUCUAAAGCUGACACUACUCCAAACGGAGGAGGAGGCUCGAUCUAGCGCUCAAUGGCUGGUGACGUGCGAGCCCACCCCAUCUCUGUUCUUCCACUGCCUAGUGGACCUCACGAAUAUCACUCAGUCCGUGAUGAACAAAGUAUACAGCAUUCAAGCUUUACGUGAGCCUAGCGGCAAGAUUCACCACCGCAUACGAAAAUAUGACAAGGCCCUGGAGACCUGGUUAUAUAAACUUCCAAAGGCGUUUCGAUUUACGGAGCCACAUGGGGAACAAUUCCGCGUCCCAGAAGCCGAUGGCCCUUUCAUGCGAGAACGAACAUGUCUUGCCUUCAACUUCUACAGCGCUAGGAUUACCCUCUGUCGGCCCUGUGUCUCUCAUGCCAACCUAAAAGUAGGCUCACCUACCCAGCCGGCAAAACCCACGCAUUCUUCUAGCCUUCGCGAUGAAAUGGCCCUUAGCUGUCUGCGCUCUGCCUGCUCCUUGACCUCUAUCCUCCCCGAGGAACCGGACAUCCACUGGGUGGCGCGCGUGACUCCAUGGUGGAUCAUCCUUCACUACCUUAUGCAAGCCAACACCGCUUUACUCCUCGGGCUCUCCUGCUGGACUAUUCCCGAGACCGCCAAGGACACCCUAGCCAUUAACACUCAUACCAUGCUUGAAGCUUGUAAAAAGGUCAUUCGCUGGCUCUACGCUAUGAGCCACACUAAUACUGCUUCGCGACGCGCUUUUGUCUUUUGCGACAGCUUUAUCCGUCGCAUCGCGCCGAGUCUAGGCCUCGAUCUAACCGGCCUCCCGGAUGGAGCAUCUUUGCCUCCAACUGACGAUUCUGUUUGGAUGAUGGAGAACGGGCCGGAAGAAGUUAUUAAAUCUUAACGAGUCAAUCCCCUUUGGAUGUUGAAAAACGGGGUCCGUCUUAUGUAUUAUUAUGUAUUUUUCAUGACUUUGUGAUUCAUGUUCACUAAAUUGUAGACGUGGAACUAAUAUCAAUGUUAUAAGGCUAGUUUAACUGCUAGAUUUAGUGAGUAGAAAUGAAAAGCAAAAUGAUACCAGGCAAUAUAAUUCCCUAUCCAUAACAUAGAUACACAAAAAAUUCAAACCCUCCCCUCCGCUCCCAAAUCAGAACCUACAACGUAGAAACACAUUGAAGAUCAAGAAAAAAGAGUUCGACUCGAAUAAAUUCAGCUAACAAUAAACGCAGAUAAAACUAGCCAGUAAAUCAAUAGUCAACCAGGGCAAACAAAUUUAAGACGUAUGGGGUG
This is a messenger RNA of Aspergillus alliaceus, 2862 nucleotides long. RefSeq names its product transcription factor domain-containing protein. The record is from RefSeq and is a predicted model, not a curated record. Gene Ontology annotation, biological process: regulation of DNA-templated transcription; DNA-templated transcription. The coding region runs from base 122 to 2476 and encodes 784 amino acids. The transcript has 3 exons. Gene Ontology annotation, molecular function: DNA binding; DNA-binding transcription factor activity, RNA polymerase II-specific; zinc ion binding. Lineage: Eukaryota; Fungi; Ascomycota; Eurotiomycetes; Eurotiales; Aspergillaceae.